CUCGUCUUCAACGGACUGAUCUAUCUCCAGCAGGCAGCGGCUUACUUCGUCGUGUUUGCGGAUUUCAAAAUCAGUUUCGCAAACGUAUUGUCGCUCGUCCGCAGCAGUCUGCGUUCCAAAAUGGUUUUUGGCGACGAAACGCUGGAAUUAUCACCGGAGGAGCUGGAAGCAGUGCCGCACAAGCAGGUCGCCACCUACGCGGUUAAAAGACAUUUGGAACAGCAACGGCUGCAAAAGAACGACGCUAGCCCCACAAGUAAUCCUUCGUCGUCGAAGAUAAAAAUGUCGAAGAGCCCGCUGGCAGCUUCUCCGGUCUCGUCAACUUCUCUUGCCAGUGGGGGUGGGGGGGAAGGAGUGCACUACGCUAUGAUCGAGCGCGGGUCCGAAGCGGGAAAGAACAAGAAAAAGCAGGCGGACAACACGACGAGGGCGCUUGUCACGGAACUUCGACGGCUAACAACUGUCCUGGAGGUGCAGUCUGGUGUGAUGAACAACAUGUCCUCCGCUACGUCCUCGAAAACAUCCAAGAAAACUAGUACUGCCUCCUCGCCUCUUUUGGGACCUUCGACGAAGCAUUCCAGCACGAGCUCCAACAAAGCUUUCGAAGCCGCAGACGAAGACCUCCGCCGUGCCUACCUGCUGGAGUUUGAUUUUUCUCUGGAGAAGCAAGUUCGCAAGAAGUGGGCGCCUUGGCUACGGGAAUCGACACCAAGUGACACAGUUGAGGCCUUGAUUCCGCCAAUCGACGACGAGGCUAGUACCUCUUUCUCUCCCCCUACCAGCAGCUCCACGGUAUCGGGCAGCGGCUCGGGCGAAAGUCGGCGCACCUUCGACGACUUCCUUUGGCAGGUGCUGGGGUUGAAGAUGGAGAAGAUCAAAGUUCGCACCACGACGGAUCUGCCUUCUCUCACCCUUUUCGUCGAACAGGUGCGACCGGACUCGCCGGCGGACAGAGCUGGAAUUUCGGCGGGCUGUCGCCUGAUUCAGUGGGACAACAAGGACGUGGCUCUGGUGACGAGCAACUACAACAAAUCGUCGCGCAAAAACCGCCCCCUCGCCACCGUCUCGGCCCCGAAAGGAGAUUUUUACGCGGACGCAGAUCAUCUUCCGCGUGACCAGCUUACCGGCCUGAUUCGUGCGGACCCACACGUGCUGCGUGACUUGCUCGUGGAGAACCGCUCGCGCACGGUGCGGCUCUCUUUCCUGGACUCUACGGGUGUGACGCUCACGGGCUCCAACGUUUUGUUUGCGUACCCGACCCGCCCGGAGAAGACCGUACUUCGCGGCAUGUCGUUCCUGAUCAACGCGGGAGAAAAGGUGGCUUUCGUCGGUGGGUCUGGGAGCGGCAAGAGCACGGUGCUGCAGCUGCUGCAGCGGUGCUACUUCCCAGAUGGCGGCAAUAUUCAGAUGAACGGAUAUCCGCUCAAAGAGAUUUUCACACAAACAUUUCGAAGCCUGGUUGGCGUGGUGUCGCAGGACCCGACGUUGUUCGGGUCGUUGACCAUUCGGGAAAACCUUCUUCUCGGCAUCGACGACGGGAGUCGGCAAAAAAUUUCGGACGACGCGAUCCUUUCCAUCCUCGACGUGCUCAAGCUGCGCGACUGGGUGCAGGCGUUGCCGCAGGGCCUGGAAUCCUCCGGCGUCUUCCUGUCCGGCGGGCAGAAGCAACGGCUGUCGAUCGGACGCGCCAUGCUCCGCAAUCCGGCAAUUUUGAUUCUCGACGAAGCCACCUCCGCACUGGACAUGGACUCCGAAAAACAGGUCAUGGCCUGCGUCGACAGUCUCGGCCAGCCGUCUGCUUUACUCGAGCCGUUUCACGCGGGUCUGCCAACUCUGCAAGCGGCCAUGCAGCGACGUUACAAGGUCACCAUGAUCGUCGUUGCGCACCGGUUGUCGACGGUAUUUCGAUUCUAUUUGUUUUUGGAUUUGAGAAUUUGGCCCAAAACAAAGUACUUUUUCCAGCACCUAAUUGAUUCUGCAGAGGUGGUUUUUGUCAUCUUCUAUAAUCCUAUUCCUACAUACUCGGCUGCUCAGGUGGAGAAUUGCGACAAGAUUGUGGUGCUGAAGAACGGGCGCGUGAGUCAGUGCGGCACCCACCAGGAGCUCCUUCUCGAUCCUCACGGGCUCUACGCUUCCAUGGUGCAGCAGGGCGCCACUACAGAGGACCCCAAACAAACCCGUCGAGAAACGGCGCAUAAAAAUCAUCUGUUGAAAGGACCCUCGUCCGCACUGCAGCCCCCAGCGACGAGGCAACUCUUCCGCAAGGAGUCCGCGCAACUGGAACCAUCUUUUUUCGUCACCCCGGAUAUGGGGCGGGCCAUCAUGGGCACGGGACUGCAGGACGGAUACGCAGUGAACGUGAAUCGCGGCUUUGAGACGGAUGGCAUGCUCACCAGUAUGGCGCGGUCUCGCAUGAUGUACGGCUUGUUUGGCAAGGAACGCCGCGACACCGCGCCGCUAGACAGUCAAGUGGAAGACCGGGACAGUGCGAAUCUUCGGCAAACCCGAACGAGAAGGACGACCAACGUCGAGCCAGUGGAAGAUAAGAUUGCGGUGCCCUCGCCAAAGAGUAAGAGCAAGGACGGAAAACCGACUACUUCACCGAAACUGAAGAAGAAGGAUAGCAAGACGCGUAAUUCAGAUACAAAGUCCACGGGGGCCGAAGAGUCACACGCCCAGCAGUCGAGACUCAGUGGACAAACGCCGCUCGACACAUCAAAUGCGGCCCAACAAGGAUUGCUUUCGACGAUGCUCGGGUUCGGCGAGGCGCCGAAGGAGAACGUGGAUGACGUGUUUGGCGACUUGGCUCCUCCGAGCACCACAGCAGCUGACAAAUCGCCAAAGCGAGAAGGAAAGAGAUCAAUUGCGUCCAUUUCGGGGGGACUUCACACCCGUCAGGAAAUCCAGCAGCAGCAGCAGCAGCAAUUGCUCCCGGCCGAUGAUUUGCAGGACGCACCAGAGCAGCGACGGUCUUCAGGGCGGACCCAGCACGGUGUGGGGUUUCCGUGGUUCCAGCGAACUGGUGAGGGGGAAGCCGGUUUCUACAACGGAUACGUUUACCAAGGCGAUGAAUUCUCAGAUGACGAAGCUGAUGAGACUAACGCACUUCUGUUGACCAGCAAAGCUCCUACUCUGGGUCGUGGUCCAGACGCUCUACUCAGGACAAGCGCCACUUCCUACCGCGCGAUCGACUUCGAUGCGCGCGCCAGUGCGGCGGAAGCAGUUGCGGCAGAGAGUAGCAGUGAUAGCGAGGAGGAGGAUCCUGCGUAUGACAGCUCGUCCUCGGCAAGCGUAGACGACGAGCGGCACUCACGACUGAGUUCCGGGACGAUACAGGAGUCGGCCAUGGAAGAUGACGCUGCCCCUCGGUCCGCGCGGCGUAAGAAAAAGCAACCAAAAAUGACCGCGGCGGAGAAGCGGCUGGCACAAACCACUUUCAGUGGCUCAUUGAAGCGACUGCUACGCGCGCCGUUCACCACGCCGCACGAGGUACGCGCGUUCUUGGUGCCGGCGAUUCUUCUGAGCACGGGAAUUGGCAUCUGCCGCCCCAUUGCGGCGUGGAUUCUGUGCAAAACGCUCCUUUCCAACAAAGGCGUCCCCGUGGCAAUAGAGCGCGUCGAGCAGGGGGUGGAAGUGGAGCGCAACCUGGGGAUUUACACCACUGGACGAAGGUGGAUGGACCUUGGCUGCAUUGGUCUGGGCGGAAUCGGCCUCACCCUGAUUUUUCUCCUGUUCAUGCAGCAAUGGAUUUACUACACGAAACUCAUCACGCAAGUGCUCGCCCGGGUCCGCGCCCGCGUGUUUCGAAGCAUAGUCACGCAAGAACUCCUCUGGCACGAUUUGCCGGAAAACGCACCGGACAGGUAAGCAAUUCUGCAUCUAGUUUCCUCUUGAGUUCCGUAUGUUAUUUCGGUUGGUGUGACAACAGAGGGUGCUCCUGUUCACAUGAUGCGCAUAAUCUAAAAAUAUUCUGCGGAGAGUUUAUUGAUUUUGUACGACCUAUGACCUAAUCCGAUUCCGAAAAAACAAAAAAACAGGUUGUGCAACUUACUGCAGCGUAGUUGCAAUGCGUUUGUGGAGCUAAUCCCCUGCGUGGGGAAUCUGACACAAGACCUGGUGACCGUAUUGGGGUCUCUCGGUGUUUCGUUCGGCCUCGCUUGGGAGAUGAGUCUUGUACUUUUCUUCGCGAUCAUUGGAAUCACCGUUAUGCUGUUCUGGCUAACCGCGACCUUUGGGGAUCCCGGCCCGCCUUCCGUCGCAGAAUUGACGACGCAAAAGUACGUGAGCGAGUCCAUUUUUGCCGUGCGUGUGCUUCGUGGCUUAAACGGAACUGAGGAAUUCUACUUGCGCUUCAAGCACAUGGUGGCACAAGAACAGGAGGCCCAGUUGAUCACGUCAAGACGGCAGGCGAUCGCAAGAGGGUUGACCGAGACUAGUCAGGCCUUGCUUUUUCUUACGGUGUCCGGUUUCGGCACGAUUUUGAUCGCCAAGGGCGUCAGCACCGGGGUCGCGAUUUUCACGGUCCUGUUCGUCUUCAUCCUGAUUGCCAGCAGCGGCGCGAACCUCGCUACAACCUUCGGCCUCAUCGCGGAGGGGAAACGCGGCGCCGCGGAACUGUUUUUCACGCUGGACCGCAAGCCGAUGAUCCAGUACACCUACGCGGAUCCAGUCAACAUGGUCCCGGAGCCGCAGCGGUUUCGCAAACUCGCGCGAAAUCAGAAGAAAAUCAAGGACUUCGAGCAGAUCCGGUUCCAAAACGUCCACUUUUCCUACCCAUCCCGGCCAAAGAACCCGAUUCUGCGCGGUCUGACCCUGGAAAUCAAUCGCGGCGACACGGUCGCUUUGUGCGGCCCCUCCGGUGGUGGCAAGAGCACGGUGAUGCAGUUACUCCUCCGGUUCUACGACCCAAACCAAUUCGUGUCCGGUUUGUACAGGAAGGACCGAAACGUGCAGAAAUACCUCCUCCACGGCUCGUUCGCGGGCAGAGUGGUUUUGAACAAAGACGAGCUGGACCUGCGCACCGCCGUGGAUUUAAAGUCCUGGCGGUCGAUCAUCGGAUACGUGGGACAGGAACCGGUGUUGUUCGACAUGUCGGCCUGGGACAACAUUGUGUACUCCCUGGAAGCCGAAGAACAGGCCAAAGUGACGGUAGACCAAGUGAAAGAGGUUAUCCGAAGUAAAAAUGUGCCCACCCCAGAGUUGUCAUGCAGAUUUGCGAUUACAGGAAGAUUUGUAAUGCGCAUCUCCUUGAGAGGCGUUUCCAAUCGUGUUUUGCAAUUUGUCAUGCUGCAAACAGGAUAAGCGCAUGGAUUUGUGAUGCGGUUGUCGUUUCUAACAUGCACUACGCUACGGACUGCAACCUGUCAUGCGUGGCUCCCAAAACUUCUGGAUUUGUGUUGCUAAGUUCCCAUCUUGACCUUGGUGUGGGGACGUUUUUACAUAUGAAAGAUGUCGCAAAGCAGGCCAUGGUGGACUUCCUCGGCGAGGUAGCACCGCCACCGGCUUCUUAUGGAUUGUAAAAAUGUCUGGGUCUGGAAAAUUGCAACUUGUCAUGCUGUCUUUGGAUCCCAAAAAAAUAUGUAUUGCGUGACCAGCAACAGGGGUCCAGUUUGUGUUACGCGGAGAGGGCAUUUGUCAUGCGGAAUAGGCAUCAGGAAGCCCUCUAAAUAUCUGUGAUGCUAGAUCAUGCAUUACAUGAGUCAUGGAUCAUCUAAAAUAUGCAUCACAAAUCCCGGAAUCUUCCAGACCCAGACAUUUUUACAUUUGAUACUUCUAGCGCAGUUACAACUUCUCCCACCCCGUCCGGCGGGUUGCCGGGGUUCGAAAGCGCCGCUACUGGAGCGAGUAGCCCUUCCUCCCUCGGAGAAGUGAAGACGGCGGGGACAGCGGUCUCUGUUGACAGUGGAGCAGCAACUACAGCUACACCGCGGAAAAGUGCGGCGCAGGUGGGGUUCUACCCUUCUGGGGACAUUAUGAUGGACAACAUAACGUCUGAGGGCAGCAAGCAAACACCUACGUCUCCGGCGACCGGCGCAACCACCCCGUUCAUGCCCUCCUCGUACAGUCAGCAGCCGCAAAGUGCGGAGGGCAAGAAGCCAGCCGAGAUCGGGUGGCACACGCUACUCGGCACCCGGGCGUCGCUUCUCUCGGGUGGGCAGCGGCAGAGAUUGUCCAUCGCACGGGCGUUGUUGCGGAAGCCGCAGAUUCUCCUGUUAGACGAAGCUACGGCGGCACUGGACAACAACUCGCAGAGGGAGGUACAGGCGGCACUGGACGCUUUGCUGCAAACGAUGGGAAAACGCAUGACGGUAAUCACGAUUGCCCAUCGGCUCUCGACAAUUCGCAACUACAGCAAAAUUUUAGUGAUCAAGCAGGGAGCACUGGUUGAGCAGGGGAAUCAUGACAUGCUACUGCAACAGAACGGAAUCUACGCCGGCUUGUACUACGCGUCGGUGGGAGACGAGCACUGAAGAUGCAGAUGGAUCUUGGUCCUACGACGGCUUCGGAAAUUGAAGAACAAAAGCUUGCUCUCUCAGAUGAACUUCUUCAACUUACUUCCAAAUUCUUUAACACAUUUCGAUUUCUCUUUCGUAAUCCCAAUCUACUAAAUCAUUUCAAGCUUCGCCUUGUGUGCGUUGAAUGAACUUACACCUACAACUUAGCUAGCAGUGACAAAUUGUUUUUGUACAGGAUCGGAGGACCUCGCAGUGUUUCAGUUUCUUCUCCACCUGUGCAUCACCUGUAAAAUGCGAACGUGCAGUUCAUCGGCUUCCUGUAUCUUCCAAGAAACGAAGAAACGAAUGUAAAGCAAUGGAUUUAUGGCUGAACUUCAACAUGAUUGAGAAGAAUAUGAAGAAUAUGUAUCUAGCCUUUGUACGACAAUAUGAGCGCCAUGAACCAAUGCAACGUCCGGAUUCGAUUAGAG
This is a messenger RNA of Amoebophrya sp. A120, 6925 nucleotides long. The record is from the annotation of a GenBank genome assembly. Lineage: Eukaryota; Dinophyceae; Syndiniales; Amoebophryaceae.